This is a messenger RNA of Bombus pyrosoma, 8607 nucleotides long. Its product is annotated as adenylate cyclase type 6. The record is from RefSeq and is a predicted model, not a curated record. The transcript has 23 exons. Gene Ontology annotation, molecular function: adenylate cyclase activity. Gene Ontology annotation, cellular component: plasma membrane. Gene Ontology annotation, biological process: cAMP biosynthetic process; adenylate cyclase-activating G protein-coupled receptor signaling pathway; intracellular signal transduction. The coding region runs from base 293 to 3910 and encodes 1205 amino acids. NCBI's taxonomy places the organism in Eukaryota, Metazoa, Arthropoda, Insecta, Hymenoptera, Apidae.
UCUGAAACGCCAACUUCAUGAUCGAUUAGUGACGAUCAUCAUAACCUCAAAAAACAGCAGCGAGCACGAUAACAACGCUAGGAAUCUACUUACGUAAAAACAAGAUGAUGACACCGCGAUAACGAGAUACCUGGAACUCGAUUUUGCGUCGUUUCACCUGAUUGCGAUAAUUAGCCCAAUUUCCUACAAUUUUUUCAUUGAUCCCUGACGAGGAGCAAGAUGGAGUAGCGGAGGACGGCGUUGAAUUGGUCGGAAGAGUUUUUCGACCGACACAGGCAGAGAAAGGGACGAUAUGGAGAAAUACGGCGUCGAGUUCCCGAGGCACGAGUGGAGCCACCGCCUCAGCCUUCGUGCUAGUCGAAGAAGUCACCAGGGCGAGGUGGCUACCAGAUCUGUAACCGGGUCCAUGAGAAGCACGCGAAGAUGGGCCAGCUUGCGACAGCACGUGAGCAACAGCGACGGUGGCAAGCCGAAGGUGGAGCUGUUGCUCGAUCCCCCGGGAUCCAAGUCCUCGACACCAUCUUCUCAACCGCAUACACCCAACACCCCUCGAACUCCUCACACACCGCUGAGGAAAUCCAACUGGGAAGUGAUCGAGCACUUCACUGGCGCACCACGUCCCUCCAUCGUCACGAUGAGCAGGGGAUCAGAGGUGGGAGUUGGGCUUAGAACCGGGAAAGAACCGACACAGGAAGCGAGCGUUAACGCGACGAUAACUCAGCCAGCGAGGAAAUGUGCGCUCUGCCGUUUUUUGAAGUCGCUGUGCGCCUCUCACCGCUUCAAAAACUUGCAGGUGGAAAUGCUGUAUCAACGCUACUUUCUCAGGAUGAACCAAAGCAACAUGACGCACGUCCUCGGCUUACUAGCGGGGCUGGCGUUUGCCCUAGGUAUGCUUCUGAUGCUGAGACUCGUUGUGGAAGACAGCCAACAAUUCCUUGCCACUUUAGAGAGGCCAGAAAACCUGUCGCUAGCAGUGACGCUGGUCGUCUGCGUCGCAAUUUAUGCUGCCUUGGUAGCAGCGAUAUCCAGGCCUGGGAUGAACGAAAUCUGGUUAGCCGGCGUGAGUGGAAUAGUCCUGGUGACUCUACUGGCGCUGCAAGUGGCUUUGAACGUACAUCUGGCGCUCGGAUCAAAGGAACAUCGUAGCGGAGGUCCUUUGGCUGCAGUGUGGGCCGUGUGCUUCUUCAUUUACAUGGCGUACGCACUUCUGCCCAUAAGGCUGCGGCACGCGUGCAUCGCUGGUUUCAUUUUCUCGCUGGCGCAUCUGAUCGGAGCAUUCGUCCUCUACCCUUCGCAAUAUCCUGCCAUGAUGGAACACCUGUUAAGCUCUAUCGUGGUAGUGGGUGGGACAAAUAUGGCAGGCGUUUUGACGCAUCAUCCCCGUGAACUGGCACAGAGGCAGGCCUUCCUGGAAACCAGGCAAUGCGUCGAGGCUCGAUUGACUACACAGAGAGAAAAUCAGCAACAGGAACGGCUUCUAUUGAGCGUGUUGCCACGCCACGUAGCCAUGGAGAUGAAGGCAGACAUCGCAGGGAAGCCGAAAGAUACCAUGUUUCACAAAAUUUACAUUCAAAGGCACGAGAACGUCAGCAUCCUGUUCGCUGAUAUCUGCGGGUUUACUUCGUUGUCGGAUCAGUGCACUGCCGAGGAAGUCGUCAGGCUGUUAAAUAAGCUGUUUGCCUGCUUCGACACGCUGGCGGCUGAGCACCAUUGUCUUCGAAUCAAACUACUCGGCGACUGCUAUUACUGUGUCUCUGGACUUCCGGAACCGAGACCAGAUCACGCUCGUUGCUGCGUGGAAAUGGGUUUGGACAUGAUUAGCGCCAUUACUUUAUAUCGAGAGGUUGGCGCGGUGAACGUGAACAUGAGAGUGGGGAUACACACAGGCAGAGUUCAUUGCGGGGUCCUUGGCCUGAGGAAGUGGCAGUUCGACGUUUGGAGCAACGACGUCACCCUGGCCAACUACAUGGAAAGCGGCGGAAUACCGGGACGAGUGCACAUCACGAAAGAAACGCUGGACUGUCUUGAUGGAGUCUAUGAGGUGGAAGAGGGUCAUGGGGGUGAGAGAAACGCGUAUCUGAAGGAGCACGAUAUCAAAACCUACCUAAUUGUCCCCGGAGACACGUAUAAGGGUAACUUACCCUCGUCUGGGCUGAGGAAAGGUUUGCCAGCGAAUGGCAACGUGUCGAAAGAGAUGAGAGUGAUGGGACAUGGUUCGCAACACGGCAAACAGAACAAAUUAGGGUUUGGUGAGACGACCGAGGCGAAAAAGGACCCGGAGGACGAGGUGAACGAGUACCUGAUGAGAGCAAUCGACGCCAGGAGCAUAGAUCGAUUAAGAGCGGAGUAUUGUACGCCCUUUGUUCUAACUUUUCGUCUGCCUGACGUCGAAGGGAAGUAUUCGCGCGAAAGGGACAGAAUGCUCUCGGCAUAUUUCGUCUGCUCCGGCUUCGUCUACAUGGUCGUCGUGAUUGCUAUAGCGAUCACUCUACGAGGGAGUGGAUACUUUUACACGUGUGUGACAGUGAGCACGUUGAUCAUCGCCACAAUCAAUGGGAUACUACUGGCAGAGAAGAACGAGAGAGUGCCACAGUGUCUGCGAGAUUUUGCGGUGCACGUGUUCGAGAAUCGAGGAGUCGCUCAGGUGUUAGCCACGUGUGUCGUGUUUCUCACUUUCGCCACAGCUUUAUCACCGUUGGUAACACUGGAAGAUGGUCACGUGUGUGGAAACGUGACAUCUUCAUUGACCGAGUGGCCAGAUAAUUCAAGCGUAACGUUCCAGAGUAUCGACACGCCCGUCGAUGUUUGCUAUUACACUGUCUUUGCUGACCUUUUUCCGGUACUAGUGAUGCUAGUUAUGAUAACCUGCGCUGUCUAUCAGAUUUUAACAUCGGUGUUCAAAGUAGCUAUACUAAGCCUAGUAGUCGCUUGCUAUUUAUCCAUCAGUAUCUACGAAGCCAUACACGAAAGAGAUGUAGAAUUGACUGGAAGAUGGUUAGCAGGUGUUCUGGUGAUUUUCUUUAUGACGUGUCUCAUUGCUCAUUCCCAGCACACAGAAGCUACUUACAGGUUGGACUUCUUAUGGAAGUUGCAAGCAACUGAGGAGAAAGAAGAAAUGGAGCACCUGAAAGCCUACAACCAAAAGCUGCUGGCCAACAUACUUCCGGAACACGUGGCUGCCCACUUCCUAUCUACGGUUAAUUCAGACGAAUUGUACCACGAGCAGUGCGACUUCGUUUGCAUAAUGUUCGCCUCGAUACCUAACUUUUCCGAGUUUUACGUGGAGCUCGAGGCGAAUAACGAGGGCGUCGAGUGUCUCAGGCUGUUGAACGAGAUCAUCGCCGAUUUCGACGAGCUUCUAGCUGAAGAGCCGUACAAAUACAUCGAGAAGAUCAAGAGCACUGGUGCCACGUACAUGGCUGCAUCCGGAUUAACGAAGAACACCUGCGACAUGAAAGAUUACAAGCACGUGACCGCGAUGGCAGACUACGCGCUCAGGAUACGCGAACAGCUGGCGUCUGUUAAUGAACACAGCUUUAACAACUUCCGGUUGCGUGUGGGCAUCAAUAUUGGACCGGUCGUCGCCGGGGUGAUAGGCGCCCGAAAGCCGCAGUACGAUAUUUGGGGUAACGCGGUAAAUGUGGCCUCGAGGAUGGAGUCUACAGGCGUGUUGGAUGGGAUUCAGGUCACCCAGGAAGUUCGCGACAUCCUAAUCGCCAAAGGAUAUCCGCUCACCUGUCGUGGUACCAUUCAGGUGAAAGGCAAGGGUAGCAUGGUCACUUAUUUCCUGGACGGUCCUCGCGAGGCAACCAAGGCCAACAAUAUCUACAGCAAUAGCAACGAGGAGAAAAUCAGCUCUGUGACGAAUGGUAAUUUCGAUGGACCUGUCUCGCCCAACGUCGACGUCUGAACCAUCGUUUUAUCUCGUAUGGUCCAUAGGGGCCGAGAGAGGAUUUAUGGAACGAGAACAACAUUUUUCUGUAGGGGAAAAAAUAUUCCUAUUUUCCGGAUGUGCGAAGAAUUUUCGAACGGCGAAAAGUGAUGGUAAAUGAGAAAAAGAUACGCUGUCCUUUGGGUGAAAUAGUCGGCUUCUGGAUUCAGCUUCGUAAUCUUUGCUGAAGCAAAAAAAAAGAAAAAAAAAGAAAUUUGAGGAAAGAAAGGAAUCCAAAAGCAAAUAAAGAAAAUGCAAAAUUACGCGGAGGAAAUCAAACGGACUCUCAGAGGAAAUUCAAAGAAAUCAAAAUUCAAAGGAAUUAAGAUCGAACGAUAGUUGUAGCAACGUUGCAAUGAGAAAUCAUGUUUAUAAACACGAGACAGCCAGACGAUAAUAAUCGUUCCCUAUAUUGCUUCGUGUUCUUUCCCCGAUCGAUAGAAGCAAGACAAACUCAUUGGAAAUAGAAAUAAUAUCGUGUCUGAAGUUGAAGAUGAGGGGAGAGAUCAAGCUCCUAUGCAUAGUAUUUUUCCAAACAGUCCAAUCAUCUGUGCACUACUUAACCGUUAGAAGAUUCAGAGAGGAGAAAUUCGAAUGCAGUUUAGAAACUUGGAUUCUAGCGGGGAGAUAGAAGGGAGGAACAUUGACGUUAGAACUACUUAACUCGUCGAAAAAAAAUGUCUCUUUUUGUCGUUAAUAUUGGGUUGGCAACUAAAUGAUUGCGGAUUUUAUCAAUACCACCUAAUGGCAAAAUCCGCAAUCACUUAGUUGCCAACUCAAUAGAAACACGCGUGUUUUUUCAAGGACAUCGAUAUUCCUCGCAAAGUCUUAAACUUCCUUUUUUUUUUACACUCUGUAUAUAUCACGUUGUCAUUAUUUUCAUGGUAUUUAGAGGUUGGUAAUUCUGGUGUUGAAUUAUUUCGCUGUCUGUUUGCCUGUCCUACGAUCCACCGACUACCGUCCCCAAUGACGAUGAGAAUCGAUUUCUAAGAUUCGUCGAGUAGUCGUGUGUGGAAUACGCAGGCGAGAAAUCGUGUAAGCUCAAACUAACUUCCAUUAUGUAUCUCACCAAUACAGCGCGCUAUAUGCAGCAUCGUUAUAGUGCGUGUCGUACUUAAGCCGUAUCUCACUAUUCUCUCCGAUUAGCUGCUUCGGUUGCAUUCUAAUCUGAGGAAUAUGAUCCUUCUAAGUUGUCAGCCAUAUCAAUUUACAGGCUUUGGGAUCAAGUAACUAAUUCGGUGGUCAAAUAUCGUAAUGGAGAUGUAUAUCUGCAGAAUAGAAUCGCUCGAGUACAGAGAAUUGUGCACGAUUCGACGAAUUAGUUUUCCAAGAGGAUUGUAAUUUGGAGAAUUGGUUCUCUAGAGGGAAGAUAUUACGAAAGUAUAAUUUGACAAAUUUCUCAUUUCUUGUUUCGUUUUAUUUAAGGUAUGUGGUCGAAUUAGUGGAUAAGAUCUGUAAAAAGAUUCGAUAAUUACGUUCGAUUUGAGUAAAUUUUCAAACAAUUUUCAAACUUCCUACUUUUCUAAUUUUCAAAUGAUCCCACAAUCGAAUGUCCUGGUUUUCGAAUAGCCCGCGUUUCAGUUUUCCAUUCCCAACGUACCAAGAAAAACAUAAUCUUCGAUACGCUUCGACGCGGCGACAGUUCGCAAAAAAUCAUGUCGAUCUGUUCGAACGAUAUUUGACCAAGCAAAAGGACGCGAUUACAGAUUCGAUGGUGGUAAUUUGAUAUCUGGCUGUCAGCUCGUUACGCCCGUUCUUCUAGUCAAUACACGAAAGAUUAAUAGGAGAAGCUCGAUACAACGAAACCGUGGCUGGGUUCUUCGUACUGAAAUUUCGUUGGAAAAAAGAACAGAGCGAGAUGGGACCACGGCAAGUUUCUACGAAUGAGUUCACGACGAAUAUGAACGAAAGAAAGAAAAAAAGAGAAAGAAAUCUGCUCGAAGAAAAGAGAAAAAAGACUCACUAUUUUUACAUUUCUCUUUUUUUAACUCUAAUUCAUCGACAAGAUUGAUCGUCGAUUAAUGAGUUUUUUAAUCACGUGUAAAGAUCAUCUUCUAUAUAUAUACCUAUACAUAUAUAUACAUAGAAAAUAUAUUUAAAAAUAUAUAUAUACUGAAAAUAUUUUAGAUAAGAGAAUACACGAGUUUCUGCACAGUGUAAUUUGGUCUGAUAGUAGAUAGUGUUUAUCGACUAAACAAUGCCGCGUAUGGUUGCACUAACGAUACCUUCUAAGCAACCGCAACUGUGUUCUAUAAGUCAAUAACGUGUUACUACAGAAUUCUUUCGCAACUUUCUGUUCAUUCGGUGAGAAACGUAGUAAUACGAUUUUUUAUCCUUCUCAAUAAAAUGGGAAAUAUUUUAUUGAAAAUAUUUUCAAUACAGAACGUAGUACUACGUUUAUCGAGACUUUACGUUUAUUAAGAGAUUUGUGGCUGUCGCAGAGCGGAUUCUCUCACUUAGCGCUGCUCUACGUAAUACUGUUCGAAGCUUUCGGGUGGAAACUCAAAAGGAACCUGUUUCCAACGUUUCGCCAGCAUUGCGGCUGACAGCGACGAGCCAGGACGCGAACACGAUUCACUGCGUUUUUAAACUGUGAAGCAGCUGGUAAAAGAAAUUUCUUUUGGACUCGGUUUCUACCAGAGAGCCUCGAACCGUGUCGUGUUUGUACUCUUGUGAGUGUUAAGUGUGAUAAAAUUUUUUAAAAAUUUUGUAAUAAUUCCAAAUUUCUUAAUUUUCGACUUUUAUCAGUUUUCAAUUUUUUAACUCAACUUCUGCAAUUUCUUCAAGCUGCCGAGUCUCCUAAUUUUCAAAUUUCCAAAGUCUCAAAUUUCCUUACUAAUUUUAUUGUUCUCCGCAUUUCUAUAUUCGCUAAGAAAAAAAAAACGUAUUACUACGUUCGUAAAUGUUUAGCUAUGUAUUUUCAUUUCAGUUAGAAAACUGUUAAAUAAUCUACAGGCGUGAAAUUUCCUAAGCGAUUUAAAUGCCUAAACUCUUCUUUAUUUUGUACCACCGUACGAUUACUUUGAAGAGGCAACGUCCGUGUCGUGUAUGCAAGGCGAGUCAAAAGUCACGUCACGCUAUGUAAUUUAAAUGAAAAAAUUCCCAACGAAGAUUAUAUUAUAAUUAUGAAUAAGCGAUACAAGAUCGAUGUUCUGACAUAGUCAAUAAAGUAAUGGAAAAUCGGAGCCUGGUGCGCUGAUUCAAUUACGUGUAUUAGCAAACUUAGCGAUUUUAAUCACUAGAAUCUAGUGACAUUUUCGUAUCUAUCGAUAAAUUGCGCGUUUCUAUGCAUUUCUAGGAAAUUGAAAGAUGCAAACGUUUCUCACGUUUGACGCAUUCAAUGUACAUAGUAUACAAAAAUUACGUAUCUAAAAGUUAUGAAACAAAAUGCUUUCUCAGUUUUUUUUCAUAGAAUUUUGAAAUUGUUAAAUUCGUAAUUUAAUAUUUUCUCCUUUUUUUUAAUCAAAAUUUCUUUCUUUCUUUUACAAAUCUUACUUUUCUUAGAACGUUUUAAUUCCCAUAAAUACGUGACUGAACGAUACGAUAAAUUAAAAUUACAUUCGACGAAAGAUAUUUCGUACGCAGUGAAUCGAUGAUAAUAUUUGAAGAUAUUACGACACCAGGCUCUGUACAAAGAGAAACUUAGAAACGAAUUAAUCGUCGUGCGUAGUGUCUGUCGUGAUCGUGAUGGAUGUGAAACUUUCCAAAGAGUCUAAUUAGUCGUCAAUUGAAGUUGAUCUUGAGCUGAUAGAGCGAGCCUAUAAUUCAAUGUUUCCUCUUGGCAAAAGAAAUUGUAUUUUGAUGUUGCUGGCGGGUCCAGCCGUUGAUAAAUGUUAACCGACGUUACGAUCGAACCAACCGCGGGCCAUCGUUCGAUAGAUCGAAUUAAGUUCGACUUACGGAUGCUUCGAUGAAAAAUUAUCCAAAUAUUUUUCAAUAGUUUUUCCACCCUUCCAACUUCAUUUUUGCCGAUUAAAAAUAUUAAAUCGUACACGAACGUACGUAUUUCUCCAUUCUUAUUAAAAUAUUAUACUAUUGCAACAUUAAAAUAUUGAAACGUUAAAAUAUAAAAUUUCUUUCAUCGAGGUAUUAAAGUACGAACUGUUAUCGUUAUCUUUUGUUAAGAUCUCUUCGAUUAAGAGAGAGAGAGAGAGAGAGAGAUCUAUCGAAGCACCUGUAACUUAAUAUUACAAAAAAAUAAGCUAAACUCUGUCAUAUCAAGUGUAAGUGUGCAAAAGUCCAACGAUGUGUUAGCUUUCUAGCGGUAAACUGUUUCAAACGAGUUCUCGCUGUUAUGACUGAUGUUGUAGAGAUCCUUCGUCAAGGCAUUCGUUAAAAAAGAAGAAAAUUCUGGAAGAACGAAAGUCUCCGUAGAGAUUGGAGAAAUGAAAAUCAAAUAGAAUCUGACUUUCCAACGAAAAAUUAUUUUUCGAACCUCUCUGCGAUACUCGUCUUAGAAUGAGAAUGGAAACUAGUCAAUUUGAGAUGAAGAUGAAGAUGCGUCAGGCUUUCGCCAGAUUCGAGGAUAAUCGUUACUCUUCCUCCGUCUUUCGUGUAAUUUCUCGAUGGCCUAAUCGCAGCAACCUGGAGUCCAUACUGAACGUAUAUCAUAGUUAUUAAUCGCGGCAUGUGAUUUGCCAGGAAUAACAUGAAAUAAAUUUUUAUUAAAAAGAAAA